Molecule: messenger RNA, 1310 nt
Organism: Delphinapterus leucas (beluga whale)
Lineage: Eukaryota; Metazoa; Chordata; Mammalia; Artiodactyla; Monodontidae
Source: RefSeq, a predicted model, not a curated record
AAGUGCCCCUCGUCGCCAUGGCUACAGGCGCGGGCGCCGCCCGCAACGUUCAGUUUCCAUGGAAGAAGAUGCGAGCCAGCCCCAUCCGCAUCCCGACUGUCAGCAAUGACACCUACUGGGACUUCUGCUUCCAUCUGUCACAGCAAACCAAGAUCCCAGAGCAUCAGCAAACAGAUGAGUUGUAUCCCACUAGUGGGUCUGGAGAGAGCGAACAAGAUGCUAAAGCCAAGGAGGAGAAGGCCAUAGACCGUAUGUCUCUUCCCAAAGAGAAACUGGCCCAAUCCCGGAAGAAAGUAGCUCAGCUGAUUAAGGGAAAAAUGAUAAUAAAACAAAAAACUCACUGGAAUACCCUAGCAAAUAAGGAGCUGAUUCGCUGUGUCAUCCUUCCUCGGAUUAUUUUUGGGGAAGAACCCUGGAAAUGUGCACAGGCUUUGGCCACCCUGGCUUAUGGCUACGUGACACUGAGAGGUCUCCCAGCUCAGGCCAAGAACCAUGCUGAGUCUGCCAAGAACACACUGCUGACCUGGAAGGGAAACACGACCUCAGACAAGGAGAAAAAGGAAAUCCUGGAAACUCUGGUCAUGCUCUACUACACUCUGGGGGUGGCCUGGCUCCUACAGAGCCGUGGCAGAGAGGCUUAUUUCAACCUGCAGAAGUCAGAGAGAAACAUGGAGGAGCUGAAAAAAUCAUAUAAGGGAGGGGCUUCUGGAUUACAGGUCUCAGAGGAAGACCUAACAGUUGCUUUGGGCAGAGCCUCCUUGGCCAACUGCAGGUUAAACCUAGCUCUGGCAUACUUUGAAAAGGCAGUUGACAAUGUUAUUGCUGCUAAGGGUGAUAGGACAUCAGAUCUGCUUGGUCUUUAUGAGGAAAUUGCUCAGAUCGAGCAGCUGAGGAGGAACCAUGACCAGGCCAUCCAGUACUUGCAGCAGGCCCAUUCCAUCUGUGUUUCUUUGUUCACUGAAGUCAGCCCCCAAGCUGCAGAGGCGAGCGCGUUACUAGCCAAGGCUUAUGCCAUGACUGGAGAGGCCCAACACAGGGUAAGUAGAAGAGAUGCUGUUGAGAUAUAUUUUAUAAAAAGCAUCGCUGCAUAUCACACAAUGGGCCCAGAGGAUUAUGAAACACUGACGACCAUUGAAGAAUUUUGCAAAUGGCUUGUUCAAAAUGGGGAAAAACAGGUAAAUGUUAUCAACUAACAAAUGUAAUUGCUAGAUUGUUUAUUAGAUUGGGACAGCCUUUUUCAUCUCAUUAUUCAGAAACUGGAGCUCAGAGAAGGCUCAGGUAAAGCCAGCAAUAAAAAUAGGGCUGGUGCA